CUGCAAUAGGAAAUAUGAUGAACAAUGAAACUGAGAUGAAAUCAAUGGAUGCUAAUCGAUAUGCAACGAAGAAAACGAUUGCUCAGGGUAUGCUGGAUAUUGCGCUGCUCACAGCAAACGCAUCACAGCUUAAAUACAUUCUCCAAGUAGGAGAGCAACAUCAAUUUUAUAAAUUAAUGUUGAUUUUGAUAAGCUUAUCAAUAUUUUUGCAGGUGACAGUUGGGUUACUUCUAUUGAUUCAAUCAUUGGUGUCUAUUCAUAAAACACCAUUUCAGAGAAAGGCAGCAGAUAUUUUGAAUCAUUUAAUUAUUGCAGUUGUAUUUUUAACGGUAUUCUGUGAUGUUCUAAAAAUGAACUUUGGACUUGAUCCUGCAGUUGCGUUUGUAAAGGAUUCGAAGCCGUGAGAUAAUGUUAUGCAUCAUAUAGAUCAUACAUUUAUAAAAAUAAAAAUUAUGUUCAUAUC
Messenger RNA from Episyrphus balteatus (marmalade hoverfly), 463 nucleotides. RefSeq names its product ninjurin-A. NCBI's taxonomy places the organism in Eukaryota, Metazoa, Arthropoda, Insecta, Diptera, Syrphidae. The record is from RefSeq and is a predicted model, not a curated record. The transcript is spliced from 3 exons. Gene Ontology annotation, biological process: cell adhesion; tissue regeneration. Gene Ontology annotation, cellular component: membrane. The coding region runs from base 15 to 404 and encodes 129 amino acids.